This is a messenger RNA of Pezoporus flaviventris, 5812 nucleotides long. RefSeq names its product Wnt family member 3A (gene WNT3A). Gene Ontology annotation, cellular component: extracellular region. The record is from RefSeq and is a predicted model, not a curated record. Gene Ontology annotation, molecular function: cytokine activity; frizzled binding. NCBI's taxonomy places the organism in Eukaryota, Metazoa, Chordata, Aves, Psittaciformes, Psittacidae. Bases 183 to 1241 code for a protein of 352 amino acids. Gene Ontology annotation, biological process: cell fate commitment; neuron differentiation; multicellular organism development. The transcript is spliced from 4 exons.
UUGAGAGUAGUAGAGGAAGCAAGAGAGGAUUUACCUGGUCGGGUUGAGUUCACUUCAUUUGACUUUUUUUUUAAAUUAUUGUUAUUAUUAUUAUUAAAAUAAUCAUCCUGCCUCAGAAGAAAGGAAGGUUUUUGGCAACUCUGGUUAAAAAAAAAAAAAAAAAAAAAGACAACUUUUCAUCAAUGGCCUCUUUUGGAUAUUUCCUGUUUCUUUGUGGGUUGAGUCAGGCUCUGUCAAGUUACCCAAUCUGGUGGUCCUUGGCAAUUGGUCACCAGUAUUCCUCCCUAGGGACUCAGCCCAUCCUCUGCGGGAGCAUCCCAGGACUUGUACCCAAGCAGCUGCGCUUCUGUCGGAACUAUGUGGAGAUCAUGCCCAGUGUAGCAGAAGGUGUAAAGAUUGGGAUCCAGGAAUGCCAACAUCAAUUUCGAGGGAGGAGGUGGAACUGCACAACUGUCAAUGACAGCUUAGCCAUCUUUGGGCCCGUGCUAGAUAAAGCUACCAGGGAAUCAGCCUUUGUCCAUGCCAUUGCCUCUGCUGGAGUGGCUUUUGCGGUGACCAGAUCCUGCGCCGAGGGCUCGGCCACCAUCUGCGGCUGUGACACCCGCCACAAGGGCUCUCCAGGGGAAGGCUGGAAAUGGGGGGGCUGCAGCGAGGACGUGGAGUUUGGGAGCAUGGUGUCUCGGGAGUUUGCAGAUGCCCGAGAGAACAGACCAGACGCUCGGUCAGCCAUGAACAGGCACAACAAUGAAGCUGGAAGGACCUCUAUUAUUGAACUCAUGCAUCUUAAGUGCAAAUGUCAUGGCCUCUCAGGCAGCUGUGAAGUGAAGACCUGCUGGUGGUCUCAGCCAGACUUCAGGGUCAUCGGUGACUACCUCAAGGACAAGUACGACAGCGCUUCUGAAAUGGUGGUGGAAAAACAUCGAGAAUCCCGUGGCUGGGUCGAGACCCUCAGACCCAAAUACAACUUUUUCAAGGCUCCAACUGAGAAGGACCUGGUUUACUACGAGAACUCACCAAACUUUUGUGAGCCCAACCCUGAGACAGGCUCCUUUGGAACCCGUGACAGGAUCUGUAAUGUCACUUCCCAUGGGAUUGAUGGUUGUGACCUUUUGUGCUGCGGCCGUGGGCAUAAUACAAGGACUGAGAAACGGAAAGAGAAGUGCCACUGUAUCUUCCACUGGUGCUGCUACGUUCGCUGCCAGGAGUGCAUACGGGUCUAUGAUGUCCACACGUGCAAAUAAAGCAGGCAAAACCCUUACUGGGCUCCAAGUGGAGAAACGGAUUUGAGCCUACUUCCUCUGAGGUUGCAGACAUGAGAGAAGGCUACUUUUUUGAUAUUAAAAGAAUAAAAACUUUAAAAAAGGCUAAAACUGGUUGGAUAGAAUAGGUCUAAUGACUUCUGGGCUAUCCUGAGGUACACCUGGCAGUUACACAAGUUACGCCCCAACAAUGCCUCCUGUAGAAGACAGAGGUUUUUCAACCAGCCAACAAUACAGAGCUGGAAAGAAGAGCAUUAGCAAAGGCAUGGAUUUGCUCUGCUCUCACCCACCUGAAGUGACUCGUGUGAUUAAGUGUCCUUUGAAAGACUUGCAUUUUCCUAAGUAUCUCCUUUUCCCUCAUCCAGACAGAGGCUGUGUUGGACAGCAGCUCCAGGCUUUCUGAGAUCUAUCUGGCCAAAUGGCCAGACUCUGUGUAUAAUAUGAGCAACAACAGCAGCAAAAGAAAUAAAAGUAGAUAAAUUCAUAAUAAAAAAAUAAAAUAAUGCAAAUACUCCUUUGCCCUGGAACCAGAGAAGUCUACAAAUAUAUUAUAGAGCUGUAGAGUGGGCAGCCUUUUCACAUGAACUUCUUAGCGUAGUAGCUUCUGUCAGAUUUGACAUAGAAUUCAGUGACACCUGUAGAGAGCAGGAGAGGGAGAAGGAGAGGGAAAGAAAGAGAAAAAACUGCCAAUGGUUUCCUUCAAAUGCCCUGCUGGCACUCAGGUGAUGUGCACGGUAUGGAAAAGUUCAUUGCCUGACUUGUGAAGUGAAAGGGACUCACUAUGUGUAUUGAGAAGGAGACCACCCCACAGAGAUGUUGCUCCAGCUGUUGCCUGGUACAUGGUUCAACCAACGAGUCUUUCUUGGAAGCAUGCAGUGCAGAGCAAGAUCCCUGGGGUUGGACACUCACUGCUGGGCAUACGAUAUCUCCUCAGCAUCCCAGCUUGCUCCUGGAGAGGAGGAAAGGGAAAGUGUUCAUCCCUUCCACCUCAUUAGAAAAUGCUGCCACCAAGAAUGGAAAGUGCACUUAGUCCAUCCUCUCUCUGCACCUCAUGAAGGCUUCCCCCUGGGCACUUAGCAAAAGCCUUAGACCACAAAUCUGUUGGGAACAAGACUCUGAAGGACUGCUUGUCACCUGCUAAUUUACAUGAUGGUGAGCCAACGCACCACCACUGCACCCCACCAGCUGGAACAGUUUCAGACUUGAGCCAGAUUUUGUCCAAACCUAAUUUCUACAGCUAUUCUCAUCUCUAAAAGUGGCACAGACUAAACCGCACAAACCCCGGAGUCUGAAGCAGCCCAGAGUCCGGGCAAGUUUGGACACAGAGACGAAUCCCAGCUUUGCAGUUCUGGCUCAUCUCUGCUGUUCACCUCUGCCUGCCUGCCUUUGAAUGCUGCUCUACUUCUGAUUUCAGAUCAGGAUUGCCAGUUUACAGAAACAGCUCUCGCCUCCUCCAUGGUCAUCAGGGUUUCCUUCAGCCACGUGGGUAUCAGGCAUGAAUCUCAUCCCACCACCUUGGCAUUUAUAGCACUGUAACUCUCCUUGAGUUAUUCCUGGUCAAUGCUGGCAUAUAGAAUUGUUACGAACCAAGCAAAAAGUAGUAGCCUGUUUAGCCUCAGAUGCACUCGUCCUGCAUUCUCUUUGCCUUACCUAUACCUUUGGGUUCCUACUUUGGAAAAGGACAAUGGAUUGGUAUUUUUAAUUCCUCUUCAAUACCAGAAAGGAAAUGGGGCAUGAUCUAACACCCAGUAACCCAUAAGAGUCUUUUCAUCAUGAUAUUGUAAUGACUAUUGGCUAGUUCGCACCUGCACAUCUAUGCAGAGGAAUCAGAGAGCUCUGCUCUUACUGCAUGCCAGCUUAUUCCAGAGAAUCAAAGCAGGGAGUAUGCAGAGGAGGCAGGAAACAAACAGAGCUUAAUCCCAUCAGAGAGAAAACAGGAAGAAAUUAUGCCUCUAAGGGCUGACUCUGAGUCAUGGCGUCUCCUGGGACUACUCCUAGGCUGGUGUAGUUUGUGCAUCACCCAUUUGUCUCAGGGCUGUGCCCAAGGGCACAAGCAAGCUUUGCUUAUUGAUGGAGGCACUUCUGUCAGUACUCUGCAAAAAAAAAGAUAGAAUGCAAUGAGAGCAGAGAUACAGAAAGGAGGGAAGGAGAACAAAAAAGAUCAAGAGAGGAAAAGAAAAAAAUGGGGAGAAAAACAAUCAGUCAUAUUUGUAUAUGUAAACAUUGAACCCAAUGGAUGGCCACACUCCAACUGGUAGAAAGUAAUAAACCACUAAAAACUGAAAGAAAGAUGGAACAACUAAUGGAUGUAUGACUGACUUUUGUAAUACAGACUGUGAGAAAAGGAAAACAGAGAACGAAGCCACUGGCGCGUGAAAUUGCCACAAUAACUAGUAUUCAAACACAAGCCGUCAAGAAAGGAAAUAUGGAAGAAAACCAUAUAUGCAAUAGAAGACAUGAUGAAUUAGAAAAAAUGGGACAAGGAAAGAUUCAUCUCAUUUACUUAAUGUGCUGCAGUGUUCACAGUGAGAGAUGUUAGACAUGUCCCACCAGGUACUUCUGUCACUAAAUGGUUCCCUGACAGUGAAGAUGCAAAUCAUUGCAGGUCACAGUCCUUAACAAUCGAUUGACUUCAGAAGGGUCACACCCAGCACUAAUUUACCCUAAUGUUUUUGAGCAAGAUGGUUUCAAACUCUUUUAUACCAUAACAGUGAAGAAAUGGGUUGAAGGAUUUGGCUCUGAAUAUGGGAGCUGGACUCUGACUACAGCCCAUCCACAGCACGCUAACAUCCACUGUUUCUGCUUUUGCACCAGAACCAAGCCCAGCAUCACUAGCAGGUGAAGCUCUUUGGGAAGCAUGGAGGGAAGAAAAACCAACAAAAACAGACUAGGCAUUUGCUGAGCAAUUGCCUCUUAAUUUAAACAGAUUUUGGCUGCAGCGCUGGAAUUUCUCUCAUCUGUCUAUGUCAUCUAGUCUAAGCUAUUUAUCUAGCUUUCUGCUAGGAAAAAUGGCAAGAAACAAACAAGGCCAGAAGCUGAUUCAUUAUAGCCUAGAAUGGUAUCUAAGCUAUGUGUGGUAAACUGCCCACUGGGUUCUGUCUUUCCUCUGACUUUAGCUGAUGAGCUCAUACUAGAUGAUGAGCUCUUAGAUGGGUACAGUCUGAUGAUGUGAAGUCCACCCUGAGUCAAGGAGGUGAAGCUACAAUCUGAUCGUCAGCUGAGAUGGUCUGGAAGUUGUACUCCUUCAUUCAAAGCUGGGGUCAGGCUGUCAGGCUUGAAACAGCAAAAUGGUUGGGGACUGCCACCCCGUUCAAGGGAUUUUUAAUGAAGCCUAUGCAUAAUUGUUAAGUUUUAUUAUGUAAUUAGUCAUCCACUGUGAUGAUACAAUGUAAGGGGUUGAGCAGUUGCUACUAAAGUCAAUGAAAAAUACCUGUGUGAAUUUUGUUUAUCAUCCCAAGUGCAUCUGAGGGUCUUAGUCUUUGAUCUGGCUCUGCCUACCUAUAAGGAGGGAAGAGGGAGAGCCUGCUAGGGGUCUGGGAGCAUGCUGAGUGCACAUGCUAGGCUUGCAUCUGACCCCAUGGCUUUGGAGAAAGGACUUGGGACAUCACUCCUUAGUACACAUGAAUUCAGGAAGUGUCAUUGGAAAACUAAGAUCCCAGUCCACUGCCUACACUAGAUGUCUCAAGUCAGGAUUGACACUGUAUUGGUAUGAAAGACUGAGUCAGUGAUGAGUGAGGUGCCAUUCCUCCCUACAUCUCAUCAUGCCUGCAUUGAGUUUCAUUUAGGAGAUGGUCUAAAUUGAACCCAGAGCCACCUUCUGCCUCAGGUUUUUCCAUUCUGUGAAAAUGAUAGGAACUUCUUUAUGUAGGGGACUUAGGGUUUCAUUCAAUAAUAUCAGCACCUGAUGACAUUUUAGGUGCCCUACAAUAUCCUAUUGGGAUCCAGCAUUUGCUUCAAUGGCAUAGGACUCCUGCAAGUCUUAAACUUGGGCAGAUAUGUCAAAGACUGUAGGGUGUGCAAAAUGACAUGAGAUGCCUCAGUGUAGACAGUUGAAUUGUGCACUUGUCUGGAAAUGGUGUUCAGUCAAAACUUCCCCUCCACUUCAGUUGAUCUGGGUAAUGCACCAGUCUAUAGUCAAAAGAACAUUAAUAUCCAACAAAUGGGAGCUGACCAACUCAACCUCCAUGAUCCAUGGUGCCCUUCUCUUCAGUCUUCACUUCUUGUGAGGUUUGUCUUCAGGCAGAUGGUUUGUAUCAGGGAUGUGUCUUGCAAUACCAGGGAAAAGGGAGAAGAUAUCAUCCAGCCAAGUAACACAGAUGAAAAAAUACAAAUAAAAAAAAAGAAUAUAACUCCAUCUUCCUACAUGCUGCUAUCCAACUUUUCCUUUAGCUGAAUAGAUGGGUUUGACAGGGCCCAUCAGUUCUACAUCCAGCCUUAUGAAAGACAGUGGAGCUACCUGCAAGGGGUGAAUUUGGAUUCAUCUCUUUUCUUUCUAUGAAAGAAAUGGAAAGUUUAGGAUUUUUUUUCUUUUGUUUAGUUUUAGAAUUAGGGGG